AUGGAUCCAUUCUCAGCGGAGGGAGAACUCCUUAACAUCUACAAUGCCUUCCACCAGGGCCAAUACCAGGAAGUGAUCGACUUCGAGACCGCUGCCCUAUCCUCGGAGAACCAAUUGUCGGCACGUGUGUUUAAGCUUCGCGCGAAGAUUGCCCUGAACCAGACCGAAGAAGUGCUCGCAGAUGUUGAGGGAGAAGAGGACACGCCUGAGCUUGCGGCAGUCAAGGCGCUGGCGCAGCAGGCGGCAGGAGACACCGAAUCUGCCCUGACUCUGGCGCAGGAACUGGUCCAGAAGGAUCCUGAGAAUGGAACCAUCCAGGUCCUAGCUGGAACUGUCCUGCAAGCCCAGGGACACAGUGAGGAAGCGUUGGCGCUGCUGUCAAAGCAUCAGGGUAACCUCGAAGCUGUCGCACUUAUCGUUCAGAUCCACCUACAACAGAACCGUGCCGACCUUGCCUUGAAGGAAGUGCAAGCCGCGAAGCGCUGGGCGCAGGAUUCGCUUGUCUUCAACUUGGCCGAGUCCUGGGUUGGAAUGAGAAUUGGUGGUGACAAAUACCAAUCCGCAUUCUACGUUUACGAAGAGCUCGCCUCUGCGCCUAGCACGUCUUCCGCUAUGUCUAUCGUUGGCCAAGCUGUUGCUGAGCUGCACCUUGGCCGCCUGCCUGAAGCGGAGGCUGCGCUGUCUGCUGCAAUUCAGAAAUACCCCGAUGACGCCCAGUUGAUUGCGAACACCAUCGUCCUGAACGUCCUGAGUGGAAAGGACACCACGGAGCUCACCUCACGCCUACAGCAAGUCCAACCCUCGCAUGGCCUUCUCACCGACCUGGAAGAGAAGAGUGCAUUCUUUGAUACGGCAGCGGCGAAAUAUGCUCCUAAAGUCUCCUCAUAAUAGUCGCUUAAAAUGUCUUGUCUUGUUGAACUACCCGGGCGCUUUAUGUAAUGAAUCGAUAUGAUAGACUGAAUAUUGAACUGCAGAUUUCUGUAGACCAUCCUAUCAGAGAUCAGAGAGAUGGAGUAGCCGGUGUAAUUCUCAUCCAACAAAUUAUAUUGGCCACGGUUGCGUGAAAAGACAUAUUUAAAAUAAACGUGUCUACUA
Molecule: messenger RNA, 1095 nt
Organism: Paecilomyces variotii
Lineage: Eukaryota; Fungi; Ascomycota; Eurotiomycetes; Eurotiales; Thermoascaceae
Product: putative coatomer subunit epsilon
Exons: 5
Coding region: 1-888 (295 amino acids)
Biological process (GO): endoplasmic reticulum to Golgi vesicle-mediated transport; retrograde vesicle-mediated transport, Golgi to endoplasmic reticulum; intra-Golgi vesicle-mediated transport
Cellular component (GO): COPI vesicle coat
Molecular function (GO): protein binding; structural molecule activity
Source: RefSeq, a predicted model, not a curated record